AUGUCUGCUCCUACUACACCAACUUUCAAGCUCGUCCUUGUUGGUGACGGUGGUACUGGUAAGACCACCUUCGUCAAGCGCCACCUUACUGGUGAAUUCGAAAAGAAGUACAUCGCAACCCUCGGUGUCGAAGUGCACCCUCUGACCUUCACCACCAACCUGGGAACGAUUCAGUUCGAUGUAUGGGACACAGCUGGUCAGGAGAAGUUCGGCGGUCUGAGAGAUGGAUACUACAUCAACGGCCAGUGUGGUAUCAUCAUGUUCGAUGUCACCUCCCGUAUCACGUACAAGAACGUCCCCAACUGGCACCGUGACCUCGUCCGUGUCUGCGAGAACAUCCCCAUCGUUCUCUGCGGCAACAAAGUCGAUGUUAAGGAGCGCAAGGUGAAAGCCAAGACCAUUACUUUCCACCGCAAGAAGAACCUCCAGUACUACGAUAUCUCGGCCAAGUCCAACUACAACUUCGAGAAGCCCUUCCUGUGGCUCGCCCGCAAGCUAGUCGGCAACGCCGCCCUGGAAUUCGUUGCUGCCCCUGCUCUUGCUCCUCCUGAGGUCGCUGUCAAUCCACAGCUCAUGGCUGAGUACGAGAAGGAGAUGGAGAGUGCUGCUGCCAUGCCUCUGCCCGACGAGGAGGAUGCUGAUCUGUAA
Messenger RNA from Aspergillus fumigatus Af293, 648 nucleotides. RefSeq names its product putative GTP-binding nuclear protein Ran (gene ran). Gene Ontology annotation, molecular function: GTPase activity; GTP binding. Gene Ontology annotation, cellular component: nucleus; cytoplasm. NCBI's taxonomy places the organism in Eukaryota, Fungi, Ascomycota, Eurotiomycetes, Eurotiales, Aspergillaceae. The record is from RefSeq and is a predicted model, not a curated record. Gene Ontology annotation, biological process: protein import into nucleus; ribosomal subunit export from nucleus.